Hansenula ciferrii is the source of this 660-nucleotide messenger RNA. It is a transcript of the gene ATP4, whose product is annotated as F1F0 ATP synthase subunit 4. Gene Ontology annotation, molecular function: proton transmembrane transporter activity. Gene Ontology annotation, biological process: proton motive force-driven ATP synthesis. Lineage: Eukaryota; Fungi; Ascomycota; Saccharomycetes; Phaffomycetales; Wickerhamomycetaceae. Bases 1 to 660 code for a protein of 219 amino acids. The transcript is spliced from 2 exons. The record is from RefSeq and is a predicted model, not a curated record.
AUGAUAGAUCUAUACAAUAAAAUUGGUGUUCGUUCUUUAUCAACCACCCCAACUCCAGAACCAAAAGCUAAAGCUACUUCAAUCAUUGAUGCUUUACCAGGUAACUCUGCCUUAUCUAAGACUGGUAUCUUAGCUACUGGUACUGCUGCUUCAAUCUAUGCUAUUUCAAAUGAAUUAUAUGUUGUUAAUGAAGAAUCUAUUUUAUUAGCUUGUUUCUUAAGUUUUACUACAUUAAUUGCUAAAUAUGUUGCUCCAUUAUAUAAAGAUUGGGCUGAUGCUAGAGUUAAAUCUGUUUCAGAUAUUUUAAACUCAUCAAGAACUAAACAUGUUGAAGCUGUUAAAGAUAGAAUUGAAGCUGUUUCUGAAUUAAAAGAUGUUGUUUCAACUACUAAAGUUUUAUUUGAAGUUUCUAAAGAAACUGUUGAAUUAGAAGCUCAAGCUUUUGAAUUAAAACAAAAAGUUGAAUUAGCUGCUGAAGCUAAAUCAGUUUUAGAUUCAUGGGUUAGAUAUGAAGCUUCAGUUCGUCAAUUACAACAACAACAAUUGGCUCAAACUGUUAUUGCUAAUGUUGAAAAAGAAUUAACAAAUCCAAAAUUCCAAGAUAAAGUUUUACAAGAAGCUGUUGCUGAUAUUGAAAAAGUUUUCGCAUCUGCUAAAUAA